Messenger RNA from Choloepus didactylus (southern two-toed sloth), 2274 nucleotides. RefSeq names its product integrin alpha FG-GAP repeat containing 1 (gene ITFG1). The record is from RefSeq and is a predicted model, not a curated record. Bases 95 to 1930 code for a protein of 611 amino acids. The transcript has 18 exons. NCBI's taxonomy places the organism in Eukaryota, Metazoa, Chordata, Mammalia, Pilosa, Megalonychidae. Gene Ontology annotation, cellular component: plasma membrane.
CGGGACUGCGCGCUGUGUCUCGACUGGCGGCGCGGUGCUUUACGGCGGCCGUCAAGCGCGGCGCUGGGCCGGCGGGCGGGGGCCGAGGGCUGCCAUGGCGGCGGCGGGCCGGCUGCCGACUACCUGGGUGCUGCUGGCGCCGCUGCUCUGGGGGCUCGUGCUGCUGGGAGUCGGGCCAGUCCCGGCGCAGGCUCUGCACAACGUCACGGCCGAGCUCUUUGGAGCCGAGGCCUGGGGCACCCUGGCGGCCUUCGGGGACCUGAACUCCGACAAGCAGACGGACCUCUUCGUCCUGCGGGAAAGAAAUGAUUUAAUCAUCUUUUUGGCGGACCAGAACGCACCCUAUUUUAAACCCAAAGUAAAUCUGAGCUUGAGCAAUCACAGUACAUUGAUAACCAGUGUAGUUCCUGGGGAUUAUGAUGGAGAUUCACAAAUGGAUGUACUUCUGACGUAUCUUCCCAAAAAUCAAGUCAACAAUGAAUUAGGAGCUGUUAUCUUCUGGGGACAAAAUCAAACAUUAGAUCCUAACAAUAUGACCAUACUCAACAGGACCUUUCAGGAUGAACCACUAAUUAUGGAUUUUAAUGGUGAUUUAAUUCCUGAUGUAUUUGGUAUCACGAAUGAGUCUGACCAGCCACAAAUACUAUUAGGAGGGUACUUAUCUUGGCAUCCUGCAUUGACCACUGAAAGUAAAAUGCGAAUUCCACAUUCUCAUGCAUUUAUUGAUCUGACUAAAGAUUUUACAGCAGAUUUAUUCCUCACUACAUUGUCUCCAUCCAGUACCUUGCAAUUUGAGAUAUGGGAAAAUUUGGAUGGAAAUUUCUCCGUCAGUAGUAUACUUGAAAAACCUCAAAAUAUGAUGGUGGUUGGACAGUCAGCCUUUGCAGACUUUGAUGGAGAUGGACACAUGGAUCACUUACUGCCAGGCUGUGAAGAUAAAAAUUGUCAGAAAAGCACCAUCUACUUAGCAAGAUCUGGAACAAAACAGUGGGUUCCAGUGCUACAGGAUUUCAGCAAUAAGGGUACACUCUGGAGCUUUGUGCCAUUUGUGUAUGAACAACAACCAGCUGAAAUACCAAUUCCAAUUGCCCUUCAUAUUGGGGACUAUAACAUGGAUGGCUAUCCAGACGCUCUUGCCAUACUGAAGAAUGCAUCUGGAAGCAAUCAGCAGGCCUUUUUACUGGAGAAUGUUCCUUGUAAUAAUGCAAGCUGUGAGGGAGCUCAUCGUAUGUUUAAAGUCUACUGGGAACUCUCAGACCUAAAUCAAAUCAGAGAUGCCGUGGUUGCCACCUUCUUUGACAUUUAUGAAGAUGGAAUCUUGGAUAUCAUAGUGCUAAGUAAAGGGUAUACAAAGAAUGAUUUUGCCAUCCAUACACUAAAAAAUAACUUUGAAGCAGAUGCUUAUUUUGUUAAAGUCAUUGUUCUUAGUGGUCUCUGUUCUAAUGAUUGUCCUCGUAAGAUAACACCCUUUGGAGUGAAUCAGCCUGGACCUUAUAUCAUGUACACAACUGUGGAUGCAAAUGGGUAUCCAAAAAAUGGCUCAGCUGGACAGCUCAGCCAGUCAGCACAUUUAGCUCUCCAACUACCAUACAGUGUACUUGGUUUAGGUCGAAGUGCAAAUUUUCUUGAUCAUCUAUUUGUUGGUAUUCCCCGUCCAUCUGGAGAGAAGUCUAUACGAAAACAAGAGUGGACUGCAAUCAUUCCAAAUUCCCAGCUAAUUGUCAUUCCAUACCCCCAUAAUGUUCCUCGAAGCUGGAGUGCCAAACUGUAUCUUACACCAAGUAACAUUGUUCUGCUCACUGCUAUAGCUCUCAUUGGUGUCUGUGUUUUCAUCUUGGCAAUAAUUGGCAUUUUACAUUGGCAGGAAAAGAAAGCAGAUGAUAGAGAAAAACGACAAGAAGCCCAUCGGUUUCAUUUUGAUGCUAUGUGACUUGCCUUUAAUAUUACAUAAUGGAACUGCUAUUCAUUUGAUUAACUGAAAUACUAAAUUCUGGCUUAUAGAAGAAAAUGAGAUUGUUUUGGAUAUUAUUUAUAAAUGAUGCAUCCUUUGGUAAUUAUUGGAAAGUUUUCAAAUAAAUACGGUCUGAAAGUGUUGCAAGAUCUUUUUUUUUAAAGCACUUUGUACGGUAUUUUUGGGUUCUUUAUUGAAUAGUGCUUGUACAUUUUUGUUCCUUUGUGGAAUGUGUUGCAUGUACUCAGGUGUUUAUGUAUUUAUAAUCUUAUUAAAAUGAUGAUGGAAAAACAUAUGUAAAUAAAAAUAUUUAAAUGAGUGGA